GCCAACUACUUGUGUUUCGGUCUGCAACCUGUGUGGUUCCAUGUUACCAAUAUUGGUCUCCACGCGGCAGCUUGCGUCCUGUUUACUCGAGUGUGUCUAUGUGUGGCGGGAUUAAAACCGCCAUUCGCCACCCUCGCUGGCUUGCUGUUUGCCGUGCACCCCAUCCAUACAGAAGCGGUGACGGGAAUUGUGGGUCGAGCAGAUGUCCUGGCCUGUGUGUUCUUCCUAGUUUCGCUUCUGGCAUAUCACGGACAACCCGAUGGAAGCUGUCAUAUUUGGACGUGUGUUAUUCUGGGGGGUCUAAGCAUGUUAGCUAAGGAAACUGGAGUGACGGUUUUUCUAUUAAAUUUGUCCUACGAUCUGUAUCGUAGUUGGCCGAAUAUAAAGAGGGCAAUAACUGAGGUGAAAUGGAGCCGCGAAACUAGAGACUUUGCCAAUAGGGCUGCCAAGAUUUUAAUUUCGCUCGGUGUGUUGCUAACAAUACGCUUAGCCCUUUUACAAGGAUCACUUCCGAAGUUUUCCCAACAAGACAACCCUACCGCUUUUCAUUCUUCAUUUUACGUGAGGAUACUCACGUUCUGCUACCUAGCGGCGUUUAAUUGGUGGCUUCUUUUGUGCCCGGCCACACUAUCGCACGACUGGCAGAUGGGUUCCGUUCCGUUGGUUACUUCUUUAAGUGAUUUACGCAAUGUAAUUACUUGCCUUUUCUUUGGAUGUGCAUUACUUUUAUCAAUAAGAAGCCUAAUGGAUUUUGAGGUAAUUUUGUUAGUGCUUUUGGCGAGUUUUUGGGAACUGUUUAUUAAAUCAGUAGAAAAGAAUGUAGGGAAAACGGUCAAUUGA
This is a messenger RNA of Photinus pyralis (common eastern firefly), 840 nucleotides long. Its product is annotated as protein O-mannosyl-transferase TMTC1-like. Bases 307 to 840 code for a protein of 177 amino acids. The transcript has 6 exons. Gene Ontology annotation, molecular function: mannosyltransferase activity. NCBI's taxonomy places the organism in Eukaryota, Metazoa, Arthropoda, Insecta, Coleoptera, Lampyridae. The record is from RefSeq and is a predicted model, not a curated record. Gene Ontology annotation, biological process: protein O-linked glycosylation via mannose.